AUGUUUGAGUUAAAGAAAACCAUUGACGCCUUAGUCAUACUUGCAGGUAAGGUUUCAAUGUACAAUGCAAAAAUGAACCCGCAAUGUUCAAAAUGUAAAGCAGCAAUGAGGAAAUAUAACUACUCCGUCAAAGAGAUAGAAAGAAUGAGAAACGACUAUGCAGAUUUAAAGAAAGAAGCAGAAAAACCAGCAGAAGAUAAAAUGGACAUGUUAGAAUUUCUGAACAAAAACUAUCCAACAGCAGACGAUUUCCUUCUAUCUGAUGUCAAGAAGAAGUAUAAAGAAACUUUCGGUAUCGUUAAAACAUUUGACAUACUAAAAGAAGAAAUAGAAGCUACGAAAUUGUUUAGGAUUUCAAAUAUACAUCGUACAAUUCAUGUAAAACGCUUGUGA
Trichomonas vaginalis G3 is the source of this 393-nucleotide messenger RNA. RefSeq names its product organellar and viral DNA polymerase type B. Bases 1 to 393 code for a protein of 130 amino acids. The record is from RefSeq and is a predicted model, not a curated record. NCBI's taxonomy places the organism in Eukaryota, Parabasalia, Trichomonadida, Trichomonadidae. The transcript has a single exon.